Molecule: messenger RNA, 582 nt
Organism: Telopea speciosissima
Lineage: Eukaryota; Viridiplantae; Streptophyta; Magnoliopsida; Proteales; Proteaceae
Exons: 2
Coding region: 1-582 (193 amino acids)
Source: RefSeq, a predicted model, not a curated record
AUGACCGGAUGCCAACAAGUUGGAGAAAAGGUAUUUCUUCGGGUUUCUCCGACGAAAGGGAUCAUACGGUUCAGCAAGAAAGGAAAGCUAAGCCCUAGAUACAUUGGACCUUAUGAGAUUCUCAAGAGAAUCGUAGCAGUCGCAUACCGACUGGCAUUACCACCCUCGUUGGAAGGCGUUCACAACGUGUUCCACGUAUCCAUGUUUAAAAAGUAUAUACCGAACCCAGCACACAUUUUAACUGCUGAGCCGGUACAACUCAAAGCGGAUAUGUCAUACGAGGAACAGCCGGAGGAAAUAUUGUGGCGUAAAGAACACAAACUCCGCAACCGUACUGUCGCUUAUAUUAAAGUGCGAUGGAGAAACCACACGGCCGAAGAAGCAUCUCGGGAACGCGAAGAGGAGAUGCGAGAAAGAUAUCCUCACCUUUUCGACUUACAAGAUGAUCCAGCAGGUAGACGUGAUGGCAGUAGGGAGGAUUAUUUUGAGGCGGAGGCUGAUGGUUAUAGUAAUCUUGCUGGUUUGGACCCAGAGGGGUGUGACCCCUCUUACAUGGACGAUCAGGGUGUCCCUGGGGAAUAG